GCCGGAAAAUCAAUUUACCGGCGGAUGCGAAUUCAUUGAAUACAAAUCCAUUAAACCAACAACUGCAGCCUGCUUACUGAUCACACAAAUACAUUUAAUUCCUAUCUCACAACCACUUCAGUUUUCUCCAUGCAUGACUAAUUUUCACCUUAACUCUCACACACACUGUUCGCACUCUUCAAUUUUCGCACAAAGAUACGUGGAGAAUUGGUAGAUUUUGUGGAUCUGAAUGACAGCAGAAAUGUCAUUUUUACAUACAUUGCUUGGGAACAUGAAGCUCUCUAACAGGACAUCGAUCUUCGGGCUGCAGCUAUGGGUGGUGAUCGGAAUAGUAAUCGGAGCAGUGAUUUUGCUCAUUCUCUUCCUCCUGUCGCUCUGCGUCCCCGCCUUUCGCCGCCGCCGCCGCAGCCACCGCCGCCGAAGCCGCAGCUCCGGCACCAAAGGAAAACUCCGCCGCUCGGUAAGAGACCCGAGGCCGGCCGUAUCCAAGGAGAUACAGGCGAUCAACCGCGAUUCCGCCGCCAAUCAACGCUCCAUCGCACCUCAGGUUGUGUCAGAGAUACAGAUAGAUACGGGGAAGGUGGAGCACAGAGUUGUGUUUUCUGAUAAAGCAGGAUCAAGUAGUGAGAUCAGGGCUACUAGUGGGGCAGAGAUGGGAUCGUAUAGAGGCAUUGGGUCGUUGCCAGAGGUGUCUCAUUUGGGAUGGGGAAGGUCGUAUACUUUGAGAGAGCUGGAGGCAGCUUGUAAUGGUUUCUCUGAUGAGAAUGUGAUUGGUGAAGGUGGAUAUGGUAUUGUGUAUUAUGGAGAGUUAACUGAUAACACCCGAAUAGCUGUAAAGAAUUUGUUGAACAACAGGGGACAAGCUGAAAACGAGUUCAAGGCCGAGGUGGGUGCAAUUGGACGUGCUAGUCACAAGAAUCUUGUCAGGUUGCUAGGUUACUGUGUUGAAGAAGCCUCCAGGAUGGUUGUCUAUGAAUAUGUUGAAAAUGGAUAUUUGGACCACUGGCUUCAUGGAGAUGUGGGAGAAGUCAGCCCUUUGACGUGGGAGAUUCGUGUGAAUAUAAUUAUCGGAACUGCAAAAGGCUUGGCAUAUCUCCAUGACGGUUUGGAGCCGAAGGUUGUUCACCGUGACAUCAAGUCCAGCAACAUUCUGCUUGAUCAUCAGUGGCAUCCUAAACUGUCAGACUUUGGGCUAGCUAAACUUAUGAAUUCAGAUAUUUCUCACGUAACAACACGAGUGAUGGGAACAUUUGGUUAUGUUGCUCCGGAAUAUGUGUGCACUGGUCUGCUGAACGAGAAGAGUGAUGUUUAUAGCUUUGGAGUAUUGAUCAUGGAGAUCAUCACCGGUAGAUCUCCGGCUGAUUAUUUGAUUCCACAGGGAGAGGCCAAUCUCGUUGACUGGCUGAAGAUGAUGGUUGGAAACAUGAAAUCUGAGGAAGUAGCAGAUCCCAAGUUGCCUGAACGGCCUGCCUCCAUGGAACUGAAGCGCCUGCUCUUGGUAGCCCUUCGGUGUGUUGAUCCUGAUGACCAGAAAAGGCCCAAGAUGGGAUACGUCGUACACAUGCUGGAAUCAGAAGACUUCCUAUCUCUUGAGGAGCGCCAAAUUCGCCGGAACUCUUCCAGUUCCAUGGGUGAAGAUAGUCAUCGAGGUAUAAUCAUUGAAGAAAGCAGUGAAUGCAUAUCUAAUGAUACUAGUGAAGGAGAAAACAAUAAAAUCAUAGAUAUACAAAGAUAGCUGUAUAAUAAAUAUGGAUAGUUAUUGCAUCUGAGUUCAGGUACAUUCAUCACCAUUUUUUAAUCCCGAUAAUAGUUGCAUGAAUUAUUCAAUGAUCCAUGUAGUCUCUGUAAGUGAAGGAUUCAUUCUUUCCUGUUAUAUAGUAAAUUACAUUUAAUUGUUUCCAGUCUUUCUUCACAAUAGCACUUUAUUCUGGAACUGCAAUGCAUAAUAUUGUUCGUUUUAGGCUUGACGUUCUCUAUCUAGCCUAUACCAAAUGAUUUUAGUAUAGCCACGCCGUCUGCGUGCUAUCCUUGGGAUCAUUUUGAGUGUGACAAUCCAUAAUGAAGUAUAUCUUCAUUUUUCUAAAUCAACUAAUUUACUCUUCCUCCGGUGACUCUUGACUUGAGGUUGGAAAAGAGUAUAGGUCCAUUAACUGAGGCACAAAAGCUGUAAUGAUUAAAUAAAAACACAGAACCUAAAUUCCAAAAAAAAUUAUUUGGGAGCUUGAUUAGUGUAUCAUGGAUUCAUGGUGUUGGCAUUCAAGGCCGGACAUCGUCAGCGCAUCCUUUAGAAUAUCCUUGUUGUAGUUUGUAGUUGCUCAUUAACAUAAAAUCAGCGAUGUUAUCCAUGGCAUGAUCCGGUUGGUCUUCUGCAGAUGGCACUCUACUCUUUACCGCUUUAUGGCCGAUUGGGUGAGGGGACGAAUGGCGGUCUUCUACCAAAAGCCUUCAAGUCGUAGGCCGUUGCUGGAGAAGUGGCCAACUUCGUUCUCUUGGGGACGCCUACCACCCGCGUGAAUAUCAUCCCAACUUAGUCAUACCUUUUGCAAAUUGUUAACCAUACCUUUUCUCGUUGAUAUCACCUUUGUCUCCUCUACUUCAUGCCUUCUAUCUACGGACCAAUUCCCUUCCCUUUGCCGUCAAACUAAUUUUGAUGGUUCCAUAUUCAAUAUCUCAGUCCUUUAUGUAUAUUACAAAACUCUAAGUAUUUGGUGUGCUCGUUUGUGUCGCAGACAUUUGAAGCCUAGUCCAAGUAGGGCAGUCAUCACUCAUGGAUCCCAUCCCAAUGCACAACCAUAGGAGACAAAGUCCAAGUUAUAUACUAGGAGUAUUACAUGUAACACCCCUUACCGGGUAGGGUAGGUAAACCCACCGAAUAAGUGAUGUCAUGUUUCAGUAUCGAAAACUCGUGCUGAAGUUUUCCUUUUUCUUUUUAGCUUAAAAGAACAAUUAAAAUCUAUUACAUUUAAAAAAAAA
This is a messenger RNA of Salvia splendens (bonfire salvia), 2973 nucleotides long. RefSeq names its product probable serine/threonine-protein kinase At1g01540. Gene Ontology annotation, molecular function: ATP binding; protein kinase activity. The record is from RefSeq and is a predicted model, not a curated record. NCBI's taxonomy places the organism in Eukaryota, Viridiplantae, Streptophyta, Magnoliopsida, Lamiales, Lamiaceae. The coding region runs from base 230 to 1735 and encodes 501 amino acids. The transcript is spliced from 8 exons. Gene Ontology annotation, biological process: protein phosphorylation.